Sorex fumeus (smoky shrew) is the source of this 1108-nucleotide messenger RNA. RefSeq names its product BUD23 rRNA methyltransferase and ribosome maturation factor (gene BUD23). Gene Ontology annotation, biological process: rRNA (guanine-N7)-methylation. Gene Ontology annotation, cellular component: nucleolus. The transcript has 12 exons. The record is from RefSeq and is a predicted model, not a curated record. Gene Ontology annotation, molecular function: rRNA (guanine) methyltransferase activity. Lineage: Eukaryota; Metazoa; Chordata; Mammalia; Eulipotyphla; Soricidae. The coding region runs from base 51 to 908 and encodes 285 amino acids.
GGGAGCGCUGGGCGCUCGGCGGCGAGCGGCGUGCCUCGGAGGAGUGAAAGAUGUCUGGCCGCGGACGACGCCCGGAGCUCGGCGGCCCGCCGGAGCUGUUCUACGACGAGAGCGAAGCCCGGAAAUACAUGCGCAACUCGCGCAUGAUUGAUGUGCAGACCACUAUGGCCGGGAGAGCCUUGGAGCUCCUUUGCCUGCCUGAGGAUCAGCCCUGUUACCUUCUGGACGUUGGCUGUGGGACCGGCCUGAGCGGAGAUUAUCUCACGGAUGAGGGACACUGCUGGGUGGGCUUUGAUAUCAGCUCCGCCAUGCUUGAUGCAGCUUUGGAUAGAGAAGUUGAGGGAGAUGUGUUCCUGGGGGACAUGGGCCAGGGCAUCCCCUUUAGACCUGGCACCUUUGAUGGCUGUAUCAGCAUUUCUGCAUUGCAGUGGCUCUGUACUGCUAACAAGAAGUCGGAAAAUCCCGUCAAGCGCCUGUACUGCUUUUUUUCUUCUCUGUAUUCGGUUCUGGCACGGGGAGCCCGAGCCGUCCUGCAGCUGUACCCGGAGACCUCAGAGCAGCUGGAGCUGAUCACGGCGCAGGCCACCAAGGCUGGCUUCACUGGUGGCGUCGUAGUGGACUACCCCAACAGCGCCAGAGCUAAGAAGUUCUACCUCUGUCUCUUUUCUGGACCUUCGACCUUCCUGCCACAGGGGCUGAGUGACACAAAGGCUGAGGAGGCGGCUGAGGAGGCCCCCGUGGAGUCUUCCUUUGUGACUGGGAGGGUCCCUUUCAGGAUGACCAGGCGCUGGAUGGUGAGGAACACCCGCCAGUGGGUGCUGCAGAAGAAGGCGCGCCGCCGACGCCAGGGCAGGGAAGUCCGACCUGACACCCAAUACACGGGCCGCAGGCGCGGACCCCACUUCUGAGCAGAGCAGGAGGCCCUCCUGAGGGGCCACACAUCUGGGAAGGUUCCCAUAUCCAAGUUCCCGUUUUUCCCAUGGAUCUAAGACAAGUUUUCAAGAAAAGUUCUAAGUUCUAACUAUUUUUUCUCUAAAUGUUUUGAGAAAAAAGUUCUGAGAGCACUUUAUUUUGUUUAAAAGCAAUAAACACUUUUGGUUGCAUUCUG